GACGUAGCGCGGAGGCUUCGGCUGUUUAUUGUUCCUUCCUCACACGGACCGAGAGAACCCAGCUGCCUCCUCCACACGGUUCACAGUCGGUUCAACGAGAGCGUAACGGUCGAGACAGCUGACUGUACCAAGCAGGGGCCAUGGCGUACGCGUACCUCUUCAAAUACAUCAUCAUCGGAGACACGGGUGUUGGGAAGUCAUGUCUAUUACUACAGUUCACAGACAAGAGGUUUCAGCCAGUUCACGACCUGACUAUUGGUGUGGAGUUUGGAGCAAGGAUGAUCACUAUAGAUGGCAAACAGAUCAAACUGCAGAUCUGGGAUACGGCUGGUCAGGAGUCGUUCCGGUCCAUCACCAGGUCUUACUACAGAGGAGCUGCAGGAGCACUGCUAGUCUAUGACAUUACAAGAAGGGACACCUUCAACCACUUGACGACCUGGUUAGAGGACGCUCGCCAACAUUCCAACUCAAAUAUGGUCAUCAUGCUCAUUGGCAACAAGAGUGACCUGGAGUCGAGGAGAGAGGUGAAGAAAGAAGAAGGUGAAGCAUUUGCCAGAGAACACGGCCUCAUAUUCAUGGAGACCUCAGCCAAGACUGCCUCUAAUGUAGAGGAGGCUUUCAUCAACACAGCCAAGGAGAUCUAUGAGAAGAUCCAGGAAGGGGUGUUUGAUAUCAACAAUGAGGCUAAUGGUAUUAAGAUUGGACCCCAGCACCCUACCACCAACUCCACACUGUCUGGUAGCCAGGGAGGUCAACAGGCCGGAGGGGGCUGCUGCUGAAUCCCCAAAACACACACCUCCUUCGACCCAACCCUGCCUCCUCUUUCUCGCUCUCUCUUGUCCUUCCUUGCAUUUCUACAGAACUGUCCAGGCUCUCUUACAGUUUGUUAACCUCUCUCUAUAGAUCCAUUCUUCCCAUCCAUCCACCCCUCCCUCUCUGUGACUAUUUCUCUGUCUUUCAGCCAUGUCUUUACCCGAGUCUCGUGACUUACAGGUCUAGAGGCUGCAUUCUCAUAAAUCGGCCUGACUCAACAAUCUUAUGAGGAUCGAGUCAGCUUCACCUGCAGAUAUACCGACCAAAUUUUGAAGUUUAGCAGUUCACAGUUAGCAGUUGGUUGGAUGAACAGGUUUUAAUCAUUUUAUUUAAAAACAUCCAUGCAUCUUAAUUCAUGAGGAUGUUGUUGGGAUAAUUUAGUACCUCAGAAUCAUAAAAAAAAAAAAACUAUAUUUUCAGUAGCAGUGAGUUGACUUUGUCCAGAUAGAGACAGGAUCAUGGUUAGAGAUUAAACUCACUCUUAACAACUGACUUUAUGGAAUAAACCAUGUGCUGUGUGUGUACACGUUUGUACAUGUUUUUAAAGAAAAUUACACAGCACGUUGACAACAGGACAUGUUUCUGCAUGUUGAGUCAGUGUUCAUGCUGUGCCUGUGUGUGCAGGGAUGAUAUGGCUAUUCCAGUAUGUCAGUCUGUAAGAUGUAGUUGGCAUUCAAGUCACUCUGUAUAUUUUGUCCAUGGAAAGAAAAUAGCAAAUUAUGUUUUUUGUUUUUUUUGGUGCGUCCUUUCCCUAUUUUUCAUCACGUUAUUUUGUUUCUCUCUUGUCUUAGUGUCCUUUCUGCUGACUUGCUCAUGAUUUGUAUUUAAUGAACACUACAAACUGUUUGUGGCUUAAAAAAGUGUUUUAAAUUGUCUGGGGAGGGAAUAAAAGACCAAACCAUUGAGUGUGAAAAAAGAUCCUUUUCAGAAACAUUGAAAAAGACAAGUGGGACGGUUAAAGACACAUUAAGGGAUGUUGACAGCAGUGGCUGCCAUUAAGAAAUUAACAAAUAAAAGAGUAUAAAUUGGAAAUCAAAAUAUUGUUUGUAAACGGUAUUUAUCAGGCACUUUUAUUUCUGUGUAUAUAUGGCUCUUCAGGUUUCUGUAGCUUUUUUUGGGCUGUUAAUUGUGAAGCCAGACAGUUUGGACCUCCAAACAGCUCUUUAUCAUUUUAUCACCUUUCUCAUUUAAACUUAAAGGUACGCAGCCACUCUGUCAUAUGUGGGGGUUGAAGGUGCCCUUUCUUUUAAAUGACGAUGAGUAUGGAUGAUAUCGAGCCGUUAACAUGACUACGCUGAGGCUCUGAAACGAUGUGGUGGGGAUGGACCAUAACUGAAAAUGUCAUGGAAUCUCCCAUUUAAGCAGGCUUAUAUUUGUACGUUGAAUUAGCAGAUGUAUAACAUGUGCUGCUUAGAGCUUGAUCGAUGGCUGCUGCAGUGUUUUGCGUUGAGAUCAACAAAGUAACAGUUUACUGAUGCGAUCAUAUAUUCCUGCUUCGGUUUAUUAAUGGUUAAUCCCCCUUCUUCUCUCUCUCUCUCUCUCUCUCUCUCUCUCAGACUGUGUAGUAGCAUUAGCGCUGUACCGAUUUUUAAUGCCAAAUUAUUCUUUACCUGAGUUUCUUCCAUGAAUGAAAUAAAAACUAGGGGGAUCCACUAAGCCCCUAUAACCUGAUCUGAGAUCAGCUGUCUGCCUUAACUCCACCCUUCUGAGAGAUUUGGACAGCUGCCAAAAUCAAUGAAACUGACCCUUUAUCUGCAGAUAGGCAUUUUACCACUAACUAGCUAGUUGACGAUGCAUCACACGUAUGUAGAUACACACUUACAGACAUAAAAGCAGGCCUAGUUUAAAUUUUGUGUCUAACUCGCGUAAUUUCAGAUGAUUCUAAACCUGCGUAUUACAGAUAUUUUCAUCCCCUUCCCUCCAUGCACACACACACGAAGCCUGCAUACGAUAUAUUUCGUUUAUUACGAUAUAUUUAUCCUAGCUGUUCUCUCUCCAGGCUAACUGUGUAACUGUAGGGAGCUUUUGGAUUUCACACCUGUGUGAGUGAAUCGGUUUUCCUUAACCGUUUGCUCUUCUCACAUUCUUUUGCUUAUUUUUUUUUUUUAUUCCUAGACAUAUCCAGAGAGUUAUUAAUCUUAUUGUGAUUAUAUUCUUUGUAAAGCAACAUGUAGUGUGUUUGCGAAUGUGUGUUUGUGUGGAACCAGAGGGAUUACAAGGGGAGGAUCAAGCCAAACCUGACGCAUCUAUCAAUCCUAUCUCCCUAUCUAUGGAUCGAUCUAUCUAUCUUAUCUAUGUGGCCCUCCUCUCUUGCUAGUCCCUUCUCUUCCUGCCUCUCCGCCUCAACAUUAUUUGCUGUGUCUGUUCUUUGGAAAAAUAAAACAUAAAAAACAUUAAAAAAUUUAAAUGCUAUCACAAUAAACUAUAAUAAAACAUUCUAAACUCUAAA
This is a messenger RNA of Platichthys flesus (European flounder), 3262 nucleotides long. It is a transcript of the gene rab2a, whose product is annotated as RAB2A, member RAS oncogene family. The record is from RefSeq and is a predicted model, not a curated record. The transcript has 8 exons. The coding region runs from base 141 to 779 and encodes 212 amino acids. Gene Ontology annotation, cellular component: Golgi apparatus. Gene Ontology annotation, molecular function: GTP binding; GTPase activity. Lineage: Eukaryota; Metazoa; Chordata; Actinopteri; Pleuronectiformes; Pleuronectidae.